This is a messenger RNA of Diospyros lotus (date-plum), 2891 nucleotides long. RefSeq lists its product as uncharacterized. Lineage: Eukaryota; Viridiplantae; Streptophyta; Magnoliopsida; Ericales; Ebenaceae. The transcript has 6 exons. The coding region runs from base 708 to 2492 and encodes 594 amino acids. The record is from RefSeq and is a predicted model, not a curated record.
CUCACUUCAUUCCGCAUCUACUCUCUCUCCCUCUCUCUCUCUGUGUACACUCGGUAACUGUCUCUCCCUUCGCAUGACGCCUUGCAGUAUGCAUACAUAUUAGCGGUUGUUCAGGCGGUUAGGGUUUUCUUGGAUCGUUUUCGCCAUAAGGACGACGAGCUCUAGGGUUUAGAUCUCGUUCGACAUUUUAUUAUUCGCCUUGGUGAUUGUAUUGGUUCCUGGGGUUUGAUUUUAUUAUCGAGGUAAACAUUACGGACCAUUGCUUAAAAUCGCGGGAUUGGAUUCGUUUUUUCUUCUUGUUACCGUGGUUAUCUCGAUCGAAGUUGGGUUUUGGACGGAAUGAGGUCCAUGUGACUGUUUUACCUUCGUUUAUUUCCUGGAAGACGAAGGCGUCACGGCAUUUGUUCUUGCCGUUUCUGCCGCGUUCAUGGUCUGGUUGCGCGUUUGUAUGCGGGUUUGCUUCCUUCGAUUGUUCUAAGAGGACAAGAACCGUGAUCUGAUUUUAAUAUUGUUUGGAAGGAUCUAAAGUUUUCUACUUCGGAAUUGGAAGCAAUUGCGGUGACUGGUUGGUUUUCUAGGGAAAUGAGAUGUGAGUUUGAUAUUUAGUUUUUUUUUUUUUUUUCAUCGAAGGCAAAUAUUUUUGCUGGAGGGGUUUGAAAUAAAAGGAAGGUGUGGUUUAUUGUUUUUUGCGAUCAUGUUUGCUUCUCAUGGAAAAAGGUGAACCUACAUUAGUUCCAGAAUGGUUGAGAAGCCCUGGAAGUGUCAGUGGGGGUGGCAAUUUGGCCCACCAUUUUGUCUCAACUUCUUCAACUUCAGCAAACUAUAAGAGAAGAUAUCCAAGGAACGUGGGUGAUAAAGAUAGUUCUCAUUCUGAGUUUUUGGACCGAACUUCUUUGUCCAAUCGUCAGCGUAGUUCAAGCAGCAACAGUUCCUCAAAGCAUCCUUAUAGUAGUUUUGGUAGGAGUCACCGUGAUAAAAACCGUGACAAAGUUAGAGAGAGGUCUGAUAGUGGAGAUCUAUGGGACCAUGAUGGUUUGGAUCCACUAGGUGAUAUUUUAAUUAGUAGGCGUGAGAAAGAUACCUUGAGCCCCUCUCUCUCGGUAUUGUAUAGGAAGCCCGGCGAGGUGUUUCGCCAAAGAGCAGGGGACACAAAAAAUGGUUGCAGCAACAAACCCACUUGCAGCACAUUUUCUGGAGGUAAUUUUGCUAACAGCAUCCAUAAAACUGGAUUUGAAAAUGAUUUUCCUUCUCUUCGAACUGAAGAGAAGCAAGGAGUGCCUGAUGCAGGAAGAGUUUCAUCUUCUGGUCUGAGCUCUGCUGUACAGAGCUUGCCUCUUAGCAGUCCAGGAUUUGCUGGUGGUGAAAGGUGGAACUCUGUCCUGGUCGAGGUUCCCACAAUAAUUGGCAGCAAUAGAACCAGUUCCAUGCCUGUUCAACAAGGUACUGGUGUUACCUCAUCAUAUGGGGCUUCAAGUUCCGUGGCAGGUCUUAAUAUGGCUGAGACACUGACACAGGCUCCGUCACAGCCUCGUACUAUGCUCCAGCAACCUGAUAAGACACAAAGGCUCGAGGAAUUGGCUAUUAAGCAAUCUAGGCAAUUAAUACCGAUGACACCUUUGAUGCCUAAAGGCUUGGUUCUUAGCUCUGAUAAAUUGAAGCUCAAGACAGCUGUGAGAGCCAGUGAGAUGACUGGGGCAAUGAAGAGCGCACAGAGGCAAUCCCACUCAAAUCAACUCUCUAAUCAGUCUAUUCGUGGGGAACAACUGAGGUUGGUUGCUCCAAGAUCAUCUCAAGCUGGGAAGUUUCUUGUUCUCAAGCAAGCUAGGGAGAAUGGUGUCUCCUCUAUGGCAAUGGAUAUACCUAGCCCAACAAAUAACGACAACAGAUUAGCAAGUGGUGAGCUUGCUGCUGCUCAUGUGUCCAUUUCUGCUUCUUUGAAGACCAAGAGUAGCUCCAAGCUUUCCACAGUUGAACACAAGGUAGCUGCUUUGGCUGUAGGUACUGGAUCCGCUAUGGAAAAGAAAUCUCCCUCUUCUCAUGCUCAAAGCCGCAGUGAUUUUUUCAAUCUCAUGAGGAAGAAGACCUCAAUGAACACUUCUGGCAUCCUAUCAGAUUCAGGGGUUGCUGUUUCGUCUUCCCCUAUGGAUAAAUCUGGUGAAGUAGUCCAGGAAGCCUGUCCUACUGUUUGCCCUUGUAUUGUUGGGAAUGGUAAUGAGGUGGCUAGCCAUGGGCAUACACAUGAAAGGGAGAACAAUUUGUGCCUAAAUGAAGCAGUUUAUGCUGACGAGGAAGAGGUUGCAUUUCUUCGUUCUUUGGGUUGGGAGGAAAAUGCUGGAGAAGAUGAUGGCCUCACAGAGGAGGAGAUAAAUGCAUUCUUUGAAGAGUACAAGAAACUGAGGCCAACCUUGAAAAUUUGUAGAGGAGUGGAGCCCAAACUUUCAAUGCUCUCUGAAUCACGCAUGGCUGGUUUAAGCAAAGCAUCUUCCAACUGAGCUUGUUGAACAUGAAACUGAAGCUUGGUGAUUUUCUCAUGUAAGAAGAGGGUCUGGAAAGUUUUUAAUUUUUGUUGGUAGAUGUUUUGUUCCUUGUUGUUUCAUCUCUGUUCUGGAAGAAGUUUGAUGAGUACAGCAGCAUGAAAAGCAGUGGAUAGUAAAACCAGUCCUCAUCCUGCCUUCCGCGAAAAAGGCAUGAGAAAUUUUGGGUUUUUAAACCUUUGGUUAUUGCAAUCAGUAGUAUGCUGUGGAUGAUGAUGCUCUUGGUUUUGGUUUUGGUUUUGGUAUGGUUAUGCAAUUAGCUUUCCGGUUGAGAUUUAAAAUUUAGCCGAUGGAGCUUUGUUAUGGUGGAUUUGGUCAAUUUUACAUGAAAAAGAAAAGGAAGCAUGAAAUUUUUUA